CCAGACUGUUGAUCUUCUCAUGCAAGAGUCAGGAUGUCGCUUAGAACAUCCUUCUGCUACCAAAUUCCGCAAUCAUGUCAUGGAAGGAGAAUGGGAUAAGGCUGAGAACGACUUGAAUGAACUUAAGCCUUUGGUGCAUUCUCCUCAUGCAAUUGUGAGGAUGAAGUUCUUGCUGCUACAGCAGAAGUACCUGGAAUACCUGGAGGAUGGCAAGGUCCUGGAGGCACUUCAAGUUCUACGCUGUGAACUGACACCACUGAAAUACAAUACGGAUCGCAUUCAUGUCCUCAGUGGGUAUCUAAUGUGUAGUCAUGCAGAAGACUUGCGUGCAAAAGCAGAAUGGGAAGGAAAAGGAACAGCUUCCAGAUCUAAACUUUUGGACAAACUCCAGACAUACCUACCGCCGUCAGUGAUGCUUCCCCCAAGGCGUUUACAGAAUCUACUACGUCAGGCUGUGGAGCUACAACGAGACCGGUGCCUAUAUCAUAAUACCAAACUAGAUAACAGUCUAGAUUCUGUGUCACUGCUUAUAGACCAUGUUUGUAGUAGGAAACAGUUCCCAUGUUACACACAGCAAAUACUUACAGAACACUGUAAUGAAGUAUGGUUCUGUAAAUUCUCCAAUGAUGGAACUAAACUAGCAACGGGAUCAAAGGACACAACUGUUAUUAUAUGGCAGGUUGAUUCAGAUACGCACCAGCUAAAAUUGCUUAAAACGUUAGAAGGCCAUGCAUAUGGUGUUUCUUACAUUGCUUGGAGUCCAGAUGACAACUAUCUUGUUGCCUGUGGCCCAGAUGACUGCUCUGAGCUUUGGCUCUGGAAUGUACAAACUGGGGAGCUGAGGACAAAGAUGAGUCAAUCUCAUGAAGACAGUUUAACCAGCGUGGCUUGGAAUCCAGAUGGGAAACGCUUUGUAACAGGAGGGCAGCGUGGACAGUUCUAUCAGUGUGAUCUAGAUGGUAAUCUCCUUGACUCCUGGGAAGGGGUGAGAGUGCAAUGCCUCUGGUGUUUGAGCGACGGGAAGACUGUUCUGGCAUCGGACACGCACCAGCGAAUUCGGGGUUAUAACUUUGAGGACCUUACAGACAGGAACAUAGUACAAGAAGAUCAUCCUAUUAUGUCAUUUACUAUUUCAAAAAAUGGCAGAUUAGCUUUGUUAAAUGUAGCAACUCAGGGAGUUCACUUAUGGGACUUGCAAGACAGAGUUUUAGUGAGAAAGUAUCAAGGUGUUACACAAGGGUUUUACACAAUUCACUCGUGUUUUGGAGGCCAUAACGAAGACUUCAUCGCUAGUGGCAGUGAAGAUCACAAAGUGUAUAUUUGGCACAAACGUAGUGAACUGCCAAUCGCGGAGCUGACCGGGCACACGCGUACAGUUAACUGUGUGAGCUGGAACCCGCAGAUUCCAUCCAUGAUGGCCAGUGCCUCCGAUGAUGGCACUGUUAGAAUAUGGGGACCAGCACCUUUCGUAGACAACCAGGAUAUUGAAGAGGAAUGCAGUAGCAUGGAUAGUUGAUGGCGAAUUUGGAGCAGACGACUUCUCUUUAACUUAAAAUUAGUCGUAUUUUAAAUGGCUUGGGAUUUGGUGCAAACAACAUGAUUGAUAGCUGGACAGACAUGCUCGUCAUGAAAAAAGAACCAUUUCUGAAGCCCGAUCGGGGCCAAACAUUUACCACCUUGCUUCAUAGUAACCAGUUGAGAUGAAGCACGUCGUCAGAACGUUGUUGGACGCCGUGUCGAAUUACCCCCCCCAUCGGUUGUGAAGAACUGUGCUACAUUCAGGCUAACCAUUGAACUCAGUAUAUAUAUUUUUUCCCCCUGCCUUUUUGUCUGGCGGGCUACCGUUCUUGUUGCUCUUCUGUGUAAUGAAGUUUAAAUGCUUGUUUGGAAAACUUUAUUUAACAGUUUAGAAGGCUUGAUAGAAAGAGUGCUUUAGUCUGAAGAGUAUACAUUGGAUAGGAAAGUAUUUCCUUCUCUUGUUUCUCUAAAUCUCUCUCCGCCUUAUUUAGCUUGAGAUCUUUGCAGCUUGGUUCAUGGACUCUAGCCUUGCCCGUUGCGCAGUAUCUAUAAAUCCAGACGAUAAACCAGUGAACUAUGUCAAAAGCACUCUCAAUAUCACACUUGACAAAAAGUUUUGUACUUUUCACAUAGCUCGUUGCCCUGUAAAGGGGUUAACAGCACAAUUUUUUUAAAAAAUAAAUUAUUUAUAGGAUUAAAGUGACUUCAUUUGUAUACAUUUGGAAUUUAAACCAGCUUAAAAACAGUGUCAUGAAAUGCAGUAUAACUGAUGCUCUUUUAGAGUGUCAUGCAAGACAUGGUCAAAAGAAGUGGCUGGAAGGAGUUUUACACAGGCUACGUAAAGUAUUCUUUUAAAAGAAACCUCAUUUCCCAUCUUAAUGAAGAAACAGAAUUAUUUAGAAGUGAGAGCUGUCAAAAUGCACCAUGAGACUAGUAGUUUAUUAAACAGGACAAAGGUCAGUUUUUAGAUUACAUAAAUACGUGCAACAAGUUUAUCUUAACUUGUGCAACAAUUCUGAUAAAAGCUUAGGAAGGAUCUGAAACAAGGAUAAUGCUGUUUUGCUUUGUAAUUUUAAAACUUAGUAAAAGUACCUUUAUCAUCCAAAUUACAAUACAUAUUGACGAUUUGUAUAAUUUCCCCCCUAACUUAAAUACAACUGCAGAAUUUUCCUUAGUAUUUGACUAACAAAGAUGCAUAGAUUUUUGGUUUUUGAGAUAUUUUGAAGUUUACAGGUUUAAAUGUGUCUGCUGGACCUUGUUCUGUGCUGGUGCUGUGAAUAGCCUGACGUUUUUAGGAAUGGUUCCUUAAUUUCGUAUUAAAAAGACAAUUUGAGUACUGUAUGCUUCUCAAAAUAAACAGGUGGCCUGG
Molecule: messenger RNA, 2887 nt
Organism: Emys orbicularis (European pond turtle)
Lineage: Eukaryota; Metazoa; Chordata; Testudines; Emydidae
Gene: WDR26
Product: WD repeat domain 26
Exons: 13
Coding region: 20-1516 (498 amino acids)
Biological process (GO): proteasome-mediated ubiquitin-dependent protein catabolic process
Cellular component (GO): GID complex
Molecular function (GO): protein binding
Source: RefSeq, a predicted model, not a curated record